Molecule: messenger RNA, 2219 nt
Organism: Babesia bovis T2Bo
Lineage: Eukaryota; Apicomplexa; Aconoidasida; Piroplasmida; Babesiidae
Product: protein kinase domain containing protein
Exons: 1
Coding region: 99-2180 (693 amino acids)
Biological process (GO): peptidyl-threonine phosphorylation; peptidyl-serine phosphorylation
Cellular component (GO): cytoplasm
Molecular function (GO): protein serine/threonine kinase activity; protein tyrosine kinase activity; ATP binding
Source: RefSeq, a predicted model, not a curated record
AUAUUAUGUAAACAUGAUGCUGUGGUUAGACAAGUCGAUUGGGUAGAUCUACAAUUGGUUUAUUUAUCUUUUGUCAACAACUUGAGUAAGUGUGCAGGAUGGAUAUAUCAGAGACACACAUAUCUGCGGCAAAACCGUCCUCUAGCACUCAGGAAAUGACAUCAAAGUUGCCUCGUUACACUUAUUAUUUGUCUAAUUACGAAUACUUGGAGCCGUCGCUAAAUCCAAACUGUUCUGUGGAUGGUGACAAAAGUCAUGGGACUUCACCGAAGUUCGGUAUCGAUAGCGCUUAUGAUGAUAUUCUAUCAAAUUUAGAUGACUCUCAGGGUUUGUCGUCUAGUUUAAAUUGUACAAUCAGCAACUUAGGGUUCUUUCGGAACUCUGGUAAGGACAAUUAUCCUGCAUCGGGACCAGUGGACGAUCAUGUGAUAACAUCUUCCGCACAAUUCUCUGAUAAUGGUGUUGACACCUCCUUUUUGAAAGAAUCUCCAGAGGUGGAAAAAAUAUGCUCUGUCGAUGCCGACGAUGAGUUGGUUUCUGCUUCGGUUGCGGAUGAUGGCAAUAGCUUCUAUUCGGAUUCUACCAAUCGUUUUGACGACCAAAACACGUUGCAAACAUCUUUGUUUGUUGAUCAGCCGCUCGCAGAUAGACGCCAGCGAUGGAUGAGUAAAUAUUGUUCAGGAAAUGUUGAAGUGUUCCGUAAGAACCAGAAGGAACUUAUGGAUGAAAUUGCAACUAAUUUAGCCAAUGAAGACGGAUUGUCGGAAUUUCCAAUGAAAUGCAUAUUUGUUUGGGGCGAAACUGGCUCUGAUGGAAAGUUUGACCCGCUUUAUAUUCGAGAGGGUGAUGUCAUUGUUAAUAGGUACCGUAUCACUGCUGUAUUGGGUAGUACCCCUUUUUCAGUUGUUGUUAAAGCACUCGAUGGACAACUUAAUGAGGAACUGUGCAUUAAGAUUAGUAUGCCGGAGGCUGUGAAUCAGGCUAUUGAUGAAAUCAAUAUGUUAAAAGCGCUUAACUCCCCGAAAAAUGGUGAGAGGGCGGCAAUUGUUGAAAUAAAGGAUUAUUUCUACUUCAGAGGCUGCAUUUUUACAAUAUUGGAACUCUUGGGUGCCAAUUUGUAUGAAGCUACCCGUGACCUAUACAAUACACAGGUACUACACGAAACACCCUUUGCGGCAAAAGACGUAGAACAAUUUGUAAACAGAGACCGACAGGGUUGGACUCUGCGGGCACUAUCAUACAUAGCUCGUGAUGUACUUGUGUCUUUGAAGUUUUUGCAUGGCAUUGGUAUAAUCAAUUGUGAUUUAAAGCCCGAGAAUAUUGUGUUAAAUAAAGGAUCUACUUCGCCAUUUGUCAAAUUGGUUGAUUUCGGUUCAAGUUGUUAUAUGCAGGAGCGUUUGAGCGAUUACGUUCAGAGUCGUUCAUACCGGGCUCCCGAGGUUAUUAUGGGAUUGCCGUACGACACUCAGAUCGAUAUGUGGAGUUUGGGUUGCGUGCUUUGUGAGCUAUACAUUAAGCGGAUUUUAUUCCCAAGUGAUAAUAACUCUACAUUAAUGGCAUCUAUGAUAAGCUUACUUGGCGUCCCUCCAGUAUAUUUGUUGGAGCACAAAAUGAACAGUGCUUAUAUGGUUCUACCAACCGGCAAUGUUGCUGACCUCAGCGUCAACACUGAAUUGUUGAAAGGGCGCCAAAAAACUAUGGCUCCGGAUUAUCAAUCUAGUAUGAGGUGCAACAUGUCAGUCAGCAGCUCUUCCGUAGGUUCUAUAAUCACCUCACACCGCGGAUUGAAAAAGGAUGGUAACAUCACAGCUGACUGCGACUCUUUAAUGGACACAAGGAGCGAUUUCCCGGAGGAUGAUAAUAGCUUUGUCACACCGACCAAAUAUUCCAUUACGCAAGAUGGAAUGAUGGCGCGACGAGAUCAUAACAGCCAUUUGAAACACAGCGAUAGUGGCAUUAAGCUUGGACUAUGUGAUAGUCGCACGAACACAAAAUGCGUCCGCAUAAUAGAGCCAACUCGAUGCUCCAUUGAAGAGAUGCUUGGAACUUCUGAAUCGGCUGAAUUGUCUACCUUUGGUGAUUUCAUCAAGGGGUUGUUACAGUAUGAUCCCCUAGAGCGUCUAACCGCAGAGAGCGCCUUGAAUCACAAAUUCAUUUUAGACUACUGUAACACUGAUUGAUUAUUCUACCUUUUAGUUGUUAUUCGUUUUGUCUUUAUU